Perkinsus marinus ATCC 50983 is the source of this 1086-nucleotide messenger RNA. Its product is annotated as serine/threonine protein phosphatase, putative. Gene Ontology annotation, molecular function: hydrolase activity. Bases 1 to 1086 code for a protein of 361 amino acids. The record is from RefSeq and is a predicted model, not a curated record. NCBI's taxonomy places the organism in Eukaryota, Perkinsozoa, Perkinsida, Perkinsidae. The transcript is spliced from 10 exons.
AUGACAUUCUAUCGCAUCGCCGUAGUGGCCUUGUUGGUCGUUUCCGUUGCUACGUCGUCAUCGCGACCGUUGAAGCGCAUAGUGGCCGUAGCAGACGUUCAUGGCGAUCGACGUAACUUGAUGCAGGCCCUUGAGAAUGGCCGGGUACUGGUGCACAAGCAUGGUCCCGAGCAGGAGGGAGUUGAAUGGCAUCCAGAAGCCUCAGACCCUGCAGAGCCUGUUAUGGAAGGCACUCAGGUGGUCCAACUAGGGGACUUGGUCGAUCGAGGGCCGCUUGGUCUGCAGUGCUAUCGUCUCAUGCAGGACUUAUACGUGGCCGAGGGGGCCAAUGAGGUGGUCCGAGUGCUGGGCAAUCACGAAGUCCUCAAUUUGCUGGGCAUGGCCGGCCGGUAUGUGACUGAUGAGGAUGUCGCCGAAUUCGGCGGGGAGGAGGCCAGGAGGGAGAGUUGGUCCCCUGGUGGUGAGAUCUGGACCAUCCUCAAAGACCACUACGAGUUGGUUCACGUUUAUGGAGGCUCGUUCACGUCCAAGUACAGUAGUGGUAAACUCCCUGAGCUCCUACCCCUGGACAGAGCUGACACCCUGUUCGUCCACGGCGGUGUGAUGCCGGCCUUGACCGACCGCUCGAUCGACGAGUUGAAUGAGCAGGCUACUAGGAUGAUCAGAGAUGGGGCUCUCAAGAACCCUCUGCUACUGUCGGAGUCCAGCCCUUUGUGGUCCCGAGUAUACGCCUUGGGUAGGGACGAAGAGGCGUGCCCACCGUUACUGAAUGUCCUGCGGCAUUACGGUGUGGCCCGGAUGGUCGUAGGUCACACCCCUAGUGAGGAUGGUCGGAUGAAGGUACGCUGUGGAGGAAGGGCCAUCCUCGCUGAUGUCGCCCUGUCACGGUGGAUGGGUCGGUACCCUCAUCAUGGUCACCCUGCGGCCCUGGAGAUGACUCUGGUCAACACGACACACUUGGAGAAGAUAGAAGCUCAUUAUGGUCCAGAGAACGACACUGGUGCAGGCCAGCACCAGCUACUGUGGACCAACACGGACGGCCUCAUUGAAGUGGGCAAGAUGAGUUUGCUGAUUCGGACGAGAUGA